Molecule: messenger RNA, 2032 nt
Organism: Scheffersomyces stipitis CBS 6054
Lineage: Eukaryota; Fungi; Ascomycota; Pichiomycetes; Serinales; Debaryomycetaceae
Gene: ATG15
Product: triglyceride lipase
Exons: 1
Coding region: 40-1926 (628 amino acids)
Biological process (GO): macroautophagy; multivesicular body membrane disassembly; neutral lipid catabolic process
Molecular function (GO): glycerophospholipase activity
Source: RefSeq, a predicted model, not a curated record
CGGCACUUAGAAACGCGUGUAUAGCUUAAACCAAAGAAUAUGUUAGCGGCUGAAAAGAGGCGUCUUCUCCAUAAGACGCGUCCAGUUUCAGCUUCGGAAAAGCCAGGAUCCAUAUAUCCUCAACGAGCCUUAUAUUUAUUAGUGUGUUUCUCCAUUGCCACCAUAUCGCUUGGAUAUCUCCACUUUAUUGGUGCUAUUGAUAUUGGCAGAUUUGGAAUUCUGUCUGUAAUAAGCGAUUUGACCAAACAAGAUGCUGUCAGCGAGCCUUUCAGUUUACAUAAAGAACAGACUCUGCUGGUUCAUACUGAAUCAGAUGAGCAGACGUUUGAACUCAAACAUAUCUUCCAUCACGGAACUGGGCCAGAGAACUAUCGAUUGCAUCGGCGGUUGGACAUUACGCCAAGCUACUUGGCCAAGCACAGCAGCUAUUUCGCCGAUUUUUCCCAGAGAUUGGCCCAGAAAAGGGAUGACAGCUCCGUAGACUCCGAGAAUUUGGAAGAUAUCUACAAUCUCAUGGACUGGCCGGACGUACAUAAGCACAAAAAUCCAUUUACGAUCCAGUUGCCAAUCAAAAAGGACCACAAAAAGGGUAAAGUCGUGAGACUUAAAGACAGACAUGAGCCUGGCUUUCUCGAUUCGUAUCUCUCUUAUGCCUUACAGGUUAAAGGUGACCCUAAAAUUCUCAACAGAAUAGCGUUGGAAUGGGAAGAUGAGAUAGAAAUCGAUAUCCCCAACAUGAAAGACAAGGACACCUUGGUUUCGUUGGCUACGAUAUCAUCUAAUGCUUAUGUGAAGUUUCCCAAAGACGAAAACGAGAAGAACAAACUGGACUGGAUCGAUGUGGGCCAGUGGGAACCUGACCAGGAAAACGUAGACCUUAACUUUGGUUGGGAAGAUAUAGGCUUAAGAGGCCAUGUCUUUGUAAGCAAAGACAAUAAGACUGUAGUGAUAGGAAUCAAAGGAACAUCUGGAGCUGGAUUACCCGGUGGAGGAAGCGACGAAACUGCUGGAAAUGACAAGGACAACGAUAAUCUCUUGUUUUCGUGCUGUUGCGCUCGUGUUGGUUAUAUGUGGACGACAGUCUGCAAUUGCUACGAGAAAACCUAUACUUGUAACCAGGACUGUUUGGAAAAAGAACUUUUGAGAGAAGACAAGUACUACCAGGCGGUAUUAGACCUCUAUCGUAACGUCUCUGCCAUUUAUCCUCCUGAAACAACCAAUGUUUGGGUCACGGGCCAUUCAUUAGGAGGUGCCUUGGCUUCCUUAUUGGGAAGGACCUAUGGCUUACCAGUUGUAGCAUUUGAAGCUCCGGGUGAAAUGUUGGCUACCAAGAGAUUACACUUGCCCCAGCCGCCAGGAAUCCCCAAGUUCAUGGAAAAUAUCUGGCAUGUAGGAAACACGGCAGAUCCAAUUUACAUGGGAGUUUGCAAUGGAGCUUCCAGUACUUGUAAUGUAGCUGGAUACGCCAUGGAAACGGCAUGUCACACAGGCUACCAAUGUGUAUACGAUGUAGUUACAGACUUGGGCUGGCGAGUGAACUUAUUGAAUCACCGGAUCCAUACGGUGAUCGACGACAUCAUCUUGGCCUAUAACGACACAGCACAAUGUAUCGAACAGCCACCUUGUCGCGAUUGUUUCAACUGGAGGUUCACUAGUCACGACGACGAUGUACCAGAUGAACCGGAGAUGCCCAAUCCAUUGAGACCGAAGCCUAAGCCCAAGCCCCUGUCGUCUACCAGCGACGGAAAGAACAACAGGAUCUCAUCUACGGCCACUACGACUAUUCUGCCCACUAGCAGAAAAGCAGACCCUACUUCUUCUGAUAUCAGCGAGCCUAGCGAGUCCCCAAAGAAGUGUUUGGAGAGAACGUGGUAUGGGUGGUGUUCCAAGUGGGGCUACGACGGUGAUGUAGACGAUGAUCAAUAGGGUAAGGCACAGGGUUAAGAAUUAGCAUGUACAAAGGGUGCAUGCUGCUUUUAUUAGAUAUUUGGUAUAUGUAUGGGAUAGGAAUGUUUAUUAGAAUAAGAGAUUG